AUGGUUGAGAGGGAUGAUGGUAUAUACUUGAAGGAUCCGGACAAUAAGGAGCUGAUAGCGUAUGAGGAUCCAGAAACGGGUGAAUGGGUGGCCAUGGAGGAAGACGAGGAAACGGAAACUCUUCCUCCAGCUACAGCUCCCGCCGUGACCGAUAACACGGCGGAACCUGCCCCUGCAGAGGCCGCCGCUGCUGCUGCCGCUGCCGACUCGAAGCCGGAAACGACUCAAACUGCGACCUCAACUUCAGAGACCAAGCCGGCGGAGAAGCCUGAACCGCCCGCCCCUCCUGCAACCGAAAGUUACUUGCGGAAGCUGUGGUGCCGGGAUGACGGCACCAUUGAAGUACGCCGCGACUACAGAAAAACCAUCACAGCCCAAUGUGAUGUAUCCUUAAUCGAACAACUAAGACAGAUUCAAUACGUCUGCCGCAGACUCCUCAAAGCUGCCCAGUCUGGACCAAAUUUCACUUACGCAGACCAGGUCCUGUGCGCCGUUGCCAUCACAGUACUGGAUCUUUUUGACCCAGUCUCUGCGGAGGUGCGUGAACGACAAAAAUCGCCACUCCUCAAGGACUCCAUUCACAGCAUCCUAGUGGCUGACGACCUUGAGGCAUUCGAACCUAUGCGAACACGCGCCAAAUGUUUAAUCAAAAGCAGACUUGAAUGCUGCGCCGAACAGUGA
This is a messenger RNA of Gregarina niphandrodes, 681 nucleotides long. RefSeq lists its product as hypothetical. The coding region runs from base 1 to 681 and encodes 226 amino acids. The transcript has a single exon. The record is from RefSeq and is a predicted model, not a curated record. Lineage: Eukaryota; Apicomplexa; Conoidasida; Eugregarinorida; Gregarinidae.